Phanerochaete carnosa HHB-10118-sp is the source of this 2980-nucleotide messenger RNA. RefSeq lists its product as uncharacterized. The record is from RefSeq and is a predicted model, not a curated record. Gene Ontology annotation, biological process: protein phosphorylation; mitotic cell cycle; regulation of cytokinesis. Bases 89 to 2575 code for a protein of 828 amino acids. The transcript has 5 exons. Lineage: Eukaryota; Fungi; Basidiomycota; Agaricomycetes; Polyporales; Phanerochaetaceae. Gene Ontology annotation, cellular component: spindle pole body; nucleus; centrosome. Gene Ontology annotation, molecular function: protein binding; ATP binding; protein kinase activity.
UUGAGCGUGUGCGGCUUGAACCAAACCUCUAUUUUCGCUUUCUUUUCCUGAAUAUUUGUUGCGACAUCGACGGCGUUAGGCCACAGCGAUGUCGACAAACGUCUACUCUAAUCUUCCCCCUCAAGCUCGCCGUCAUCCGCUUGCCAACACUGCUGCAAACAACAUCAGGCCUAUUCAGCCCGUUCGCCAGCAUAUUCCCGGGACACCUCCGAGACAACAGGAACAACCUCCAGCGCAGCCUUCGUCCCCUCCGUUGCCCAGACAGAAUGUCAAAGUCCCUCCUCCGUCCCCUCCCCGGGUCAUCACUGAUAAGGCGAGAGUAUUGCAUUUCACGAGAGUCGGAAUGCUCGGAGAGGGUGGCUUCGCACGCGUAUACGAAGUAGAGGAUCGACAGAGGAAGAGAUGGGCCUGCAAGGUUGUCACGAAACAGUCGUUGAAGACGAAGAAAGCCAAGACAAAGCUAUACGCAGAAAUCAAGAUCCACCGAGCACUUAAGCACCCGAACAUCGUCCGCUUUAUGGACUGUUUCGAAGACGACGAGAACGUUUACAUGACUCUAGAACUUUGCCACAACGGCUCCCUCAUGGACAUGCUACGGCGACGCAGGCGAUUUUCGGAGCCCGAAGCACGAUACUUCAUGGUCCAGCUGCUCGGCGCAUGCCACUACAUGCACAAUCAUCAAGUCAUACACCGCGACCUCAAGCUUGGCAACAUUUUUCUUGACGUAAACAUGAACGUAAAGGUCGGUGAUUUCGGCUUGGCCGCGCUCAUCGAGAACCCGGGAGAGCGCAAGAAGACAAUCUGUGGCACACCGAACUACAUUGCUCCUGAGGUCCUCUUCGAUACCGCCAACGGUCAUAGCUUCGAGGUGGAUACCUGGUCCAUCGGAGUCAUUCUUUACACCCUUGUCAUUGGACGGCCGCCUUUCCAGACGAAGGAUGUGAAGGCUAUCUACAAGCGUAUCCGUGACAACGAAUACGAGUUCCCCGCAGACCGUAUCGUAUCACUGGAGGUCCGGGAGCUCGUGCAGCAGAUCUUGACACCAGACCCGCAGCAGCGCCCCACGCUCCAUGAAAUCUUGGACGACUACUGGUUUACACGUGGUAUCAUGCCAGCCUGCAUCCCCGUUUCCGCCCACGACACGACCCCAGAUUUCCGCCAUAUCACCCUCUCUGUCUCCCAGCAGAACCUUGCGAUGCUCCGCAAGCACGCGGGGCUCGAUGAUGAAACCGGUGACAUUGCGGUGCCGUCCGCACCUGACCCUGCUGCGAGCAAACUCCGGAAUACGACCGCCAGUCUCGCGCAGCAGGAGAAGGAGUUCCAGAAAGCCGUCCAGCCUGGCAGUCCUAUUUCUGCACUGCUCAGUUCCGCGAGGCAGCCGCUCCUCGUUGCACCCGCCACCACACGUGGGGAGCAGCCGUUGUUCCGCAAGCUCCAGACAGCGAAAGUCGAGCAGGCGCGUGCGUCGCCCGGCCGCAUCCCGCGCGAGGCACGUCUUGGGGAGGAGGGCGAUCCAGGAAACAAGGCCGAAGAGCUCCGCAAGAAGGAAUUGGAGUCUCAGAAGGCCCGCAUUGUGGCGCAAAUGGUCCCCGCGCAGGCCGCCGCGCCCACGUUUGGCUACGACGACGUUGAGAAUAUUCCGCCGCCACGGCCUGGCGCCAGCGACGCGCUGCGGGAGAAGGCAAAGGCAGCCGCUCCGACGAGGACCGACAGCCCGCCUAUUCCCGUGUCGGCGUCGGCGUCAAAGAUUAACAGCUUCGAUGCAGCUGCGCAAGUGCUGACGACUGCCUUUGAGGCCAAGGCGGCGGGCAAGCUUUUCCGCGACCCGAGAGAAGAUACGGAGCUGCCUGACCCGAAGGUCUUCAUCGUUUCAUGGGUGGACUACUGCAACAAGUACGGCAUGGGCUAUGCGCUGACCGACGGGUCGGUCGGCGUGCAUUUCAACGAUAGUACAACUAUCGUGCUCUCCGCUGACAAGAUACAUCUUGACUACAUCUCUUCGCGGCGGCAGGGUUCUGUUUAUGUCCGGAAGAACUACACGGUAUCGGAUCAUCCUGAAGAGCUGAAGAGCAAGGUAUACCUCUUAAAGCACUUUGAGAAGUACAUCAUGGACCGGCUCUACGGCGACUACGACUACACCUUCGAGGACCGCGAGCGGACGAAGGGCAUGGACUUUGUGCAGAAGUAUCUCCGCAUGAAGCAUGUCAUUGUCUUCAAGUUGAGUCACGAUGUCUUGCAGUUCAAUUUUUACGACCACUCGAAAGUCAUCCUGUCUUCACACGGCCUCCUAGUGACGCACAUCGACAAGAAUUACCAGCUUUCGCGACAGCCACUUAGCGAGAUCAUGGCCAACGCGCUUCGCCCGCCCAUGAACGCCGAGCAGGCGAAGCGAAAUGAGAAGCUUGUAGAGAAGCUGCGAUACUGCAAGGAGGUGCUUGCGUCCAUCCGGAACGCCAGUGCGCAGGCACAGGCACAGGUACAACUGUCCCCUGUUGAGCCCGAGGCGAUGCAGAUGCCCACUUCGGCGUCGGCGCGGACGGUGAACACCCGGCCGUCGAAGGUGUCACUCCGGUAGUGCCCUUCCCUCCUGUUUCCGCUUGUUGUUCAGGUUCCCUUCGUCACGGUGGCCCCGCUCGAGGACGCUAGGUCCUCGGCGUGCCUACAGCUUCUCACGACUCCUGUGACGUGUAUACCCCUGCAUGAACUACCCCGUUCCUUUCGUACUUUUCUCAUCUCACGCUACGCUAUGACACUCUUAGCCAGGCUCACGACUAUCUUUAUUGAUCUGCACACAUCACGCGAUCUUCACCCGCACACAUAGCUUACCCUCGUUCACCCACUUGCGCAGCGAAACGGACCGUGUUCUUUCUUGUGUUGAGUGUAUGCACCCACUGUAGAAUUGCUGUAAUAUUGACCGAAUCGCAUGGUAUCUGCACGGUGUUCGCACGAACAAAGUCGCUGCUAUUUGCGUCAUUUAUCG